Molecule: messenger RNA, 1269 nt
Organism: Nicotiana tabacum (common tobacco)
Lineage: Eukaryota; Viridiplantae; Streptophyta; Magnoliopsida; Solanales; Solanaceae
Source: RefSeq, a predicted model, not a curated record
AUGACUACUGUGAGAGCAUUAAUUGGUAUUGCAGCAAAGAAGAAUUGGGAUGUUUUUCAACUUGAUGUGAACAAUACUUUUCUACAUGGAGACCUAAAUGAAGAAGUGUACAUGCAAGUACCAUCAGGGCUAUUAGUAGAAAACCAGAAUUUGGUGUGUAAACUAAACAAAUCCUUGUAUGGUUUGAAGCAAGCAAGUAGACAGUGGUAUGCUAAGUUGACAGAGGCCCUAUGCUUUAAAGGAUAUGUGCAUUCUAUGCUAGACUAUUCUCUUUUCUACAAGAAGGAGGGUAAAUCAAUUAUUUUUGUAGUAGUAAAUGUGGAUGAUGUCCUCUUAACAAGAACAGAUUUGGAAGAAAUCAAGGCAUUGAAGUCUUUCCUACAUGAGACUUUUAAAAUAAAGGAUCUGGGAAGACUACACUAUUUCCUAGGACUGGAGAUACUGUACAAACAUGAUGGAGCAAUAGUCACACAAAGAAAGUUCACAAAUGAUCUUUUAAAGGAGUUUGAAUUCUCACACUACACUCCCAUGGCCUCUCCACUUGAUCCCUCAACAAAGUUGAAAGCCACUGAAGGUACCCUACUCACAGACCCCACUCAAUACAGAAAGCUGGUGGGAAAAUUGAACUUCCUCUCCAACACACGACUUGAUAUUACCUACAGUGUCCAACAUCUAAGUCAGUGCAUGCAAAGUCCUCGAGUCUCUCACCUCAAAGUUGCCAUGCAUGUACUCGGAUAUUUGAAAAGUGACCCUGGUAUGGGGAUUUUUUUGUCGAACAAUGGAGAUUAUAGAUUAAGAGAUUUCUGUGAUUCAGAUUGGGCAGCUUGCCCUGAGACUAGAAAAUCAGUUAGCAGUUAUAUUGUAUUACUUGGAGACAAUCCAAUUAGUUGGAAAUCGAAGAAACAGUCCACUGUGUCACUGAGCUCUGCAGAGGCAAAGUAUAGGUCUGCAAGAAAGGUAGUUGCAGAGCUUGUUUGGUUGUCUAAGCUUUUGGGGGAACUAACUGUACCCUUGAGUCUUCCCAUUCCAGUAUAUUGUGACAAUCAAGCAGCCCUGCACAUCGCCAAAAAUCCAGUGUUUCUUGAACGAACAAAAAACAUAGAGAUCGACUGCCAUUUUGUAAAGGAUAAGGUCAUUGAAGGAUUGAUCUCCCUACACUAUGUCCAUACAAACAACCAGCUCGCAGAUAUACUCACCAAAUCCCUGACAGGCAUCAAACAUUCGUCACUGCUUCACAAGUUGGAAAUGAAUACCUCCCUUCCAACUUGA